Molecule: messenger RNA, 2126 nt
Organism: Apus apus (common swift)
Lineage: Eukaryota; Metazoa; Chordata; Aves; Apodiformes; Apodidae
Gene: PVALB
Product: parvalbumin
Exons: 5
Coding region: 258-590 (110 amino acids)
Cellular component (GO): cytoplasm; nucleus
Molecular function (GO): calcium ion binding
Source: RefSeq, a predicted model, not a curated record
AGUGUUUGGACGAUAAGGCAAAUGUUCGAAAGCUACAUUACAUUUGCUUCUCGACCUCAGGAGUAGCUUGAAGCUUGGCAUAUGCUGCAGUUUCUUACUCAUCACCGAAUAUAACUGGUAAAGCUCGUCCCGACUUGCUAAAGGAAAAGGCUCUGCUCUGCACCACUAGCUCUUCCACCGCGCCCGAGAACUUGACCUUGGCACAACUCUUUCUCCAGCCGGUAUCACGACAGACUCUGGCACUGCUCCAUUGCAGGAUGGCUAUGACUGACGUGCUCAACGCUGAGGAUAUCAAGAAGGCUGUGGGAGCCUUUUCAGCGGCUGAAUCUUUUAACUACAAGAAGUUUUUCGAGAUGGUAGGACUGAAAAAGAAGAGCCCAGAAGAUGUGAAGAAGGUUUUCCAUAUUCUUGAUAAAGAUCGAAGCGGCUUCAUUGAAGAGGAAGAAUUAAAGUUUGUACUGAAGGGCUUUACCCCGGAGGGAAGAGACCUAUCAGACAAAGAAACAAAGGCUCUUCUGGCUGCUGGAGAUAAGGAUGGUGAUGGUAAAAUUGGCGCUGACGAAUUUGCAACUCUGGUGGCUGAAUCAUAAAGGCUUUGACCAAUGCAAACCCUUCAUCCAUCCUUCACUGCCCAAUUCCAACCACCUCCUGCUGACUGCUUUGGCUCCUAUUGGCUCCUUUGGUUCUAUUUAUUUAUGUUAUUUUAUACUCCAGCUCUGUUCUCUGCAAUCCUGCAACUCUGUAAUUGUGCUGAAAGACACUGUUAAAAUAAUAAAGGUCACAUCAAUCUGGGCUUUAUUCUCUAUCACUACAACUUGUUCUUAUUUCAUGUAGGCUUGGCACACGCUGAGAGAAAAGUUUACUCUUUUUUGCUGACAUCACUGCUGCUUUAUCCCUAGCUAGGGUAAAGUGGGAAGAAAUUUAAAAAAUUAUUUGGGAUAAAACUAGCAUAUAAUGAGUCAUUCAGCCCCAGUUCUGAACUGUGGAAAAACUGACUGCAUUAUUUUUAUGUCAUCCCUGCUAAACGGAUGCAUACUCAUAGCCUGGAAAAUCUCUAGUGAUGGCAAUUACCCAACUUCAUUUGGCAGUUUGCUCUUUCGACUUAAUCAGUGUUAUAACUGAAAAGUAUUUCCUAAUAUUUAACCUACAUCCCCUGAUGCAUUUUGGUGAUCGAUAAAUUGAUCCUUGUCUGUAUCAUUCACUAAAUUUGCCUAGUGCAGGGGGAUUUUUGUAUAAAAGGUUUGGCAGGAACCUCAGUAGGUGCCAAUCAUGCAUGGAGAUAACUUCAUAAUCUAUUAAAUAACAGUCACUUCUGAAGCACAGAAUAUGUUUACUAGGAAUGUUACACAACAACCUAGGACAGGAAGAAGAGAAUACUCACAAGAAGCAACAGUACAAAUUCAGGAAAGUGAACACUAAGAGUCAGGCACAAUGCUACUGUUGACAUUCCCACUAAUAAAAUAGCAUUAAAAAACCCUGCCAAAACUCAAAAAACGUUUAUUCUAAAACUUUACCAGAUAAGUGAAUAUCUUUCUUUGUGUUACAUAUAGGAAUCUGGGACUCAAGCUAAGGAAAUGACUAGCCAACACUAAGUCUAUGACAGAGACAAGAACUAAACAAUCGUUUCCCAAUUCCUGUUCAGUAAUUUCAAUACCAAGAUAAUUCUUUAUAUAUUUAUUUAUUUAUAAUGCCAAGAUUAAAGAGGGGAGGAAUCACUUUUAGGCACCAUCUUUCCCACAUCUUGACAGAACAUUGAUUACUACUGCAAUAAGAAGGAAGGGUAUUUGCCAUUUCUGGAUUCCAAACUACUUCCUGCAGCAAUCAUACCUCAUUCAGAUUUAUUAUCACUACUUCAGUACAAACAAAAAGAUAAGGCUGAAACCCUGUAACCAUCAUAUUGUAUAUACCAAUCUCUGCCACAAUCUCUUACCCAGUGCUACGGGGGAAGCCAAUAAACACUCCCUGAAGCCGUUCUAGAUUUCCACUCUGUAGUAACGUGCAAAGACGACUUUUUUUGCUGAAGCUGCUAUGCGUUCAAAAGAAAUCCUUUGGUUUUGACAAUGUAUAUAUGGAUCUGAAGAAAGCAUUGAUUUUUAAGUAUUCUAAAUAAAGCAAAUGAAAACGGA